This is a messenger RNA of Pollicipes pollicipes, 2774 nucleotides long. Its product is annotated as inositol monophosphatase 1. Gene Ontology annotation, molecular function: inositol monophosphate 1-phosphatase activity. The coding region runs from base 122 to 946 and encodes 274 amino acids. The transcript is spliced from 8 exons. Gene Ontology annotation, biological process: phosphatidylinositol phosphate biosynthetic process; signal transduction; inositol metabolic process. The record is from RefSeq and is a predicted model, not a curated record. NCBI's taxonomy places the organism in Eukaryota, Metazoa, Arthropoda, Thecostraca, Pollicipedomorpha, Pollicipedidae.
CGGCGUUUGAAGUAAUUGGUACAACAGUACAGGGCACGCAGUUCCCAUACAGGUUCAGUACUUGUGGAUGCUUUUGUAAGGCAAGGUAUUCACAGUGCCCUGACUGCGGAAUCGCGCUAGAAUGGCUGGGAUUGAUUUGGAGUUGUGCCUGCAAACAGGGCAGAGGCUGGCCCGCGAAGCUGGAGUGAUGAUCAAAGAUGCAUUCAAGAAGAAGAAAAAUGUCAUGCUGAAAUCGUCACCGGUGGACCUUGUGACCGAAACCGACCAGGCUGUAGAAAAGUUUAUAUUCUCGGAGCUGCGGAAGACGUUCAGUGACCACAGGUUCAUCGGCGAAGAAUCGGUGGCGGCUGGAGAGAAGGUGGAGCUCACCGACGCCCCCACCUGGAUCAUAGACCCGGUAGACGGCACCAUGAACUUCGUGCACAGCUUCCCGUUCGUGUGCGUCUCCAUCGGCCUGACCGUCAAUAAAGAGCCGGUGGUGGGCGUCAUUUACAACCCCAUCUUGGACCACAUGUACCAUGCCCGCAAAGGUUGCGGAGCGUUCUUAAACGACGAGAGAAUAUCCGCCUCCGGAGAGACUGAUCUAAGCAAGGCGCUGGUGAUCGGCGAGAUGGGCACCAGUCCCAUCCCCGAGAAGAUGGACUGUGUCUUCCACAACGCCCAAGCCCUGGUAGCCAAAGCACACGGGUUCCGCUCGUGCGGUUCGUGUGCGCUCGACAUGUGCCUGGUUGCGUCGGGCGCGGCCGACUGCUACCACGAGGCCGGCAUCCACGUGUGGGACAUUGCGGCGGGGGCGCUGCUGCUGACUGAGGCGGGCGCCGUCGUCAUGGACACGGCCGGAGGGCCGUUCGACCUGCUGUCUCGCCGUGUGCUGUGCGCCAGCUCGCAGCCGCUGGGCGAGCAGGUGGCCUCCAUGCUGCGCCAGUACCAGCCGCCUCGUGACUAGUCGGGUCCGUGACCGAGUGGAGCCGGGUCCCCUCAGGCCAGUGGCCGGCACGACACCCCCGGCACGGCGGCCGACAGCAGCGGCUCAGGCACGACCGGCUGGUGUCGGCGGAGGUGGCGCUGCGGCGCCCUGCCCGGCCGGCGUCGGCGGGACAUGCGCGCCUGUCCUCCGCCGUAUUUUAUUAGAGGUGAGGGGCGUGUAGCGAUAUUCUCUUGUGUAGCACGUCGAACUAGAACAACGUAAUGUGUGUGCGGAAGAGUCGUAGGGUUCUUGCUCUGCCUCCCCGCUCUGCCUGAGUCUGGCUGCUUCCAUUCACGGCCAGUCCCGGAUGGCAGGUAUUGAUGUGUUGGCGUUUUUAUGACACGGUUGUUGGAGUGCUGAGACCCAGCGAUGUCCAACGUCUCAAAACUCAUCGCUACCGUUGACUUCACAGCUAACGUUCUUGACAGCGCCCGCGAACCUGAAUGUCAGUGCAUUUCUUGCGAGGCGUCGGUAUCGAUGUUCUGUGAAGCCUGGACUUCAGUUUCCAAUUUCCAUUACUUUACCAUCCAAUUUCCUUUACUUCUGUCACACUACACCUCUCGAUUUCGUCUACAAAAACUGGGUUAUGAGAUUUCCGCUUUGUGGGGCUGCGCUCUUGCAAGGUUUUGAAGGCUUUUGUGAUAUUAAUAUUUCGCUGCAAUCUUGGCCCCAACGAGGAACAUUGUAAGCGCGCUGUGGGCGAAGGCUGUCUGCCAUUCUUUUCGACUUAAAGCUCGGCACUGUGUUGCUAGUGGCACCGACUUCCAAUGGUGGUGUUCUGUAAGCACUCUCUCGCGCUAGCGCCACAGCAAUACCUCCGUUGAACAUGCGUAUAAGUAGUACAGGCCUGUAGGCUUGCCAUUAUUUCGCUGCAUUUACACUAUUACUCUUUGGGCAUCCUUGCUGAGCUCUGUUGAUUUUGGCGCACCAUCGCGUUAAAUCGGAUGAUGGGAUGGAGAGCAAACCGAACAUACUCCCUCUCUGAUUGCGGAACAAACGUUCAGUAGUAUUUUCAAGCGAUUACAUAUGAUGGAAACCAGUCACGCAGUCCACAGAGUAAAGGAAUUAUCCCAUUUUCCCAGUCUGCGUUAUUUUUUCUCAUCUGAGAGAUCGGUUCUCGUGCGCAUUCCUCUUGGCUCCGGGCGCGGUGUAGUGUACCGCUUGCUGCACGCCGGUCGUCCCCUGUUGUGUGCGGCAAGCCAGUGUGUGGCGACUGUGACGACCCGGUGUAGCCGACUGACGUGCUCAUGCGAGUGUGUCCGUAUGUGUGUGUGUGUGUGUCUGUGUGUUGGAGGGGGGGAUGGUCACUGCUGCCGGUCCAAGCCCAUGCUAGUCCGCUCACGUGCCUGCCGUAGAUCAUGUACCGAAGUGAAAUACACUGCCCGUAGUCUGUGCCCUGUGUCGAACCGGCCUGCGUGGCCGGGGUACCGCGCGUGGCCCUCGGCGAAGACGAGCAUUCCCGCUGCACUGCGUGACAUCGGUACUAGUGGACUUUGGCCGGAUCUGUGCUUCCACCGACCCAGCACUUUUCAAAACGGCGACAGAGGGAGAAAGCGUCUCGAGGAGCGCCGCGCCUGCGCUGGGACAGCGAGAACCACCCAAGCGUGGGCAGGCCGCGCCGCGUCGCGCCCAGUGUCAGGGUCGGGCGCGGCGCGCCCGCUCGUAAUGGUGCCGCUAAUGAGAUCGGCCGAAUCGAUGCGACCCGGCCGAGGCGCCGACCGAGUUCAACGUGCCGGGAUCAAAGCGACGCUGCCGGUCGUCCCAACAGGCUCCGCCAAAUGGCCGAGCAUGGAUAGAGGGCUUAAGA